CAAAACGCGCUGCCGCUCACCCGCCCCCUCCUCGCCGUCGCCGUCGCCCUCGCCCUCGCUGUCCAUCACGCCGCUGCUCGCCCCCGGACCAAGCGCAACCGUCGGAUUCCAGCUCCACGCAACACUGCCGCUCCCCCACGCCGCCUAUAGGGGUUUACCGACGAGCUCAGCAACGAAUCCCCACGAGCCGCUCAAUCGCCUGCGCUGUUCGCAACAGCAAGGUCGUGUGCCCGCCAAUGGCGCUGCGCGGCAGUGGCAGCUUCUACCACUCCACCAGUCGCGCCGUCUCCCGCCAAUAGCACAUGAGCGCCAUCUGUAGCGCGUCUCGCGCCCUCCGAGCUCCCGAUGUCCCGGCCGCCCCCCGCGCAGGCGGGGCCCCUCGCCAACGCCACCUUCUCCCACCUCUUCCAGCUCUGCGCCCACGCCGGUCGCGCGGCCCUCGGCGCGGCCCGCGCCGCGCACGCGCGGAUGCUCGUGUCCGGGUUCGUACCCACCGCAUUCGUCUCCAACUGCCUCCUCCAGAUGUACGCCCGCUGCGCGGACGCCGCCGGCGCUCGCAGGGUGUUCGACGCGAUGCCCCACCGGGACACGGUCUCGUGGAACACCAUGCUCACGGCCUACGCUCACGCGGGAGACAUCGACACGGCCGUAUCGAUGUUCGACGCGAUGCCGGACCCGGAUGUCGUGUCGUGGAACGCGCUGGUCUCAAGCUACUGCCAGCGUGGCAUGUUUCGGGAGUCAGUAGGUCUGUUUUUGGAGAUGGCUCGCCGUGGUGUUGCCCCCGACAGGACGACGUUUGCUGUUUUGCUGAAGGCGUGCAGUGGUUUGGAGGACUUGACCCUUGGUGUUCAAAUCCAUGCGUUGGUGGUAAAGACGGGCCUGGAGGCUGAUGUCCGAGCCGGGAGUGCUCUUGUGGACAUGUAUGGCAAGUGCAGGAGUUUGGAAGACGCACUGCGCUUCUUUCAUGGAAUGGGUGAGAGGAAUUGGGUCUCCUGGGGUGCAGUGAUCGCGGGAUGUGUUCAAAAUGAACAGUACACACGAGCGCUGAAGCUGUUUGCGCAGAUGCAGAGGCUGGGACUUGGGGUGAGCCAGCCGGCUUAUGCCAGUGUCUUUAGAUCCUGUGCAGCAAUAUCAUGUCUGAGCACCGCUCGCCAGUUACACGCGCAUGCCAUAAAGAAUAAGUUUAGUUCUGACCGCGUUGUUGGCACAGCAGUUGUGGACGUGUAUGCUAAGGCUGAUAGCUUGGUUGAUGCUCGAAGGGCAUUCUUUGGUUUGCCCAACCAUACUGUGGAGACAUGCAAUGCCAUGAUGGUUGGGCUUGUGCGCACAGGGCUGGGAGCUGAGGCCAUGCAACUUUUUCAAUUCAUGACCAGGACUGGUAUUGGUUUUGAUGCAGUUAGCUUGUCAGGUGUUUUCAGUGCUUGUGCUGAGGUUAAGGGAUACUUUCAGGGGUUGCAAGUCCGCUGCUUAUCAAUUAAAUCAGGUUUUGACGUGGAUGUUUGUGUCAGAAAUGCAAUUCUUGAUCUAUAUGGGAAGUGCAAAGCAUUGGUCGAAGCAUACCUUAUCUUCCAAGAGAUGGAGCAAAGAGAUUCUGUCUCUUGGAAUGCUAUUAUUGCGGCUCUUGAGCAAAAUGAAUGCUACGAAGAUACUAUAUCUCACUUAAAUGAAAUGCUGCGCUCUGGUAUGGAACCUGAUGAUUUUACUUAUGGUAGUGUCCUUAAGGCUUGUGCAGGUUUACAAUCUUUGGAAUAUGGAUUGAUGGUUCAUAACAAGGUUAUUAAAUCGGGACUUGGUUUAGAUGCUUUUGUUGCAAGCACUGUUGUUGACAUGUACUGCAAAUGUGGCAUGGUCACAGAGGCUCAGAAACUUCAUGAAAGAAUUGGGAGGCAAGAGCUUAUUUCGUGGAACUCUAUCAUAUCAGGAUUUUCAUUGAACAAACAGAGUGAAGAAGCUCAGAAGUUCUUCUUGGAGAUGCUAGAUAUGGGGGUAAAGCCUGAUCAUUUUACUUAUGCCACGGUUCUUGAUACUUGUGCUAAUCUGGCUACCAUUGAGUUGGGAAAACAGAUCCAUGGUCAGAUUAUCAAGCAGGAAAUGCUUGGAGAUGAAUAUAUCUCUAGCACUCUUGUAGACAUGUAUGCAAAGUGCGGGAACAUGCCAGACUCACUGCUAGUGUUCGAGAAGGCGCAGAAACUGGAUUUUGUGUCAUGGAAUGCUAUGAUAUGUGGCUAUGCGCUCCAUGGCCAGGGAUUGCAAGCCCUAGAGAUGUUUGAGAGGAUGCAGAAAGCAAAUGUUCUGCCAAAUCAUGCAACGUUUGUUGCAGUUCUUCGGGCAUGCUGCCAUGUUGGUCUGCUAGACGAUGGAUGCUGCUACUUUCAUCUGAUGACCACCUGCUACAAGUUAGAACCUCAACUGGAACACUUUGCUUGCAUGGUGGAUAUACUUGGACGCUCAAAGGGCCCGCAGGAAGCUCUGAAAUUUAUCAGAAGCAUGCCUUUUGAAGCAGAUGCAGUCAUAUGGAAGACUCUGCUAAGCAUUUGUAAGAUCCGUCAAGAUGUUGAAGUGGCUGAAAUUGCUGCUAGCAAUGUUCUACGGCUAGAUCCAGAUGAUCCAUCAGUUUACAUUCUUCUCUCAAAUGUAUAUGCUGAAUCAGGGAAAUGGGUUGAUGUUUCAAAGACUAGAAGGCUAAUGAGGCAGGGACGGCUGAAAAAGGAACCUGGCUGUAGCUGGAUUGAGGUUCAAUCCGAGAUGCAUGGUUUCCUUGUAGGCGAUAAGGUCCAUCCGAGAUCGAGGGAGGUGUAUGAGAUGUUGAAUGAUUUGAUUGGUGAGAUGAAACUCUCUGGAUAUGAGCCUGCUUCAGCCUUUUUUGCUGAGGUUGAGGAGGAGGGGAGCGCAUCUGAUCAAGAUGAAUUGCUUGGAAUAGUUGGUGAUUAAUCUGUUUUGUGUUGAGGAUGUCAACCAUUUUUGAAGCUUUGAGCCCUCGUAUGUAAAUUUGGCAAAUUUCUCCAGCACAGAUAGUGAUACUACAAACAACGCCGAGGCAGAAACUCAAAGUUUUCUACCUGGUCAUGCCAUGUAAGCAUGUUCUUGUUGAUCUUAGGAUGCAUGUGACUGACAACUGUUCAAAUGAAAGCAAGUCAUGGCCAUGUGCCCGGUUUUGGCGUCACGACUGAUGAGGACUGAGUGCACAAAAUAUGCUAGCAAAAGAAGUCAAGCUGACCACAUGUGGUGGAUAAGGCGGUUAUGGUUAUAUUCACUACAGGUUAUUCUAAAAUUCUAUGACGUUCUUUCUUACAGAGACUGCGACUUCAGACAUUUGUUUUGAAGAUAAGUGUUCAAUCUGAUGGUGGAACCUCAACUUUGAACUACAUUGUAAUUGUAAACCAUAAGCCCUUUAUCCAUAAUAAAGAAUAAUUCAUAUUCAAUUGCGUUAUUUUAAUUCCUUUCACUUGUCUUGUAAGAUACAUAUUAUCUGGGACACUGAACAUCAUAAUGCAUUGUUGUUCAUUUUAUUCCGGGAACCUAAGGAAUGCAAAAGAUAGGGAAUGAUGAAACUUAGCUGCCAGUUAUUUCAUCAGGACUUAUGUAGUUAUGCUUUGAAUUUCCAGUUUCGCAUGCAAUAUAGUGCUCAUACGUGGAUAAAAAUACUAUGUUAUUGAUGAUACUCAUAAGUUUAGUGUUAAUCUCCUCAGUUGUCCUAUUCAGCCAAGUUAUAGUCUAUUGGGAUUGCGACUGUCAUGUCCUCUUUGACCAAAUCGUGCCAUUUACUUGCAGUAAUAAAACAUGACUGACAGGCCCUAACUUGUACAGUUGUGCUCAUGUAAUGCUCUACUGGUGCCUUUAAAGUUUCCAUGACUUACCGUUUAUUGAGAAUUUUAUGACAUGAUCUGUUGCUAAAAAAUGUGGUUUGCAUACACCUUGCUACUGAUUAAUUUGCACCAGCGAUUUUCUCUUUGAUGUAUUUAACUUUUUGUUUGUGUGUAGGCAUCUCUAGAGGCAGAAAGAGGAGUCAGUUAAAGCUAACAUAGCGAAGCUGCAAAGCAAUUUAAGGAUGGCAGGAUAAGGUAGGGUGUAACAGAAAAUCCCAUUUUUGUUCACUGAGAACUAUUAUUUUUUGGAUGUGCAGGGCCUCAAAAUUGAACAACAUUAGCAAAAGAAGGAACCCAACAACUAUUAUUUUUGUAACGUUUUGGACGCACUAAUUUGUUAAUCUAUGGUACUAAAUUGAGCAUUUUA
Setaria italica (foxtail millet) is the source of this 4233-nucleotide messenger RNA. RefSeq names its product pentatricopeptide repeat-containing protein At3g02330, mitochondrial. The coding region runs from base 346 to 2931 and encodes 861 amino acids. Gene Ontology annotation, molecular function: protein binding; RNA binding. Gene Ontology annotation, biological process: RNA modification. The transcript has 2 exons. Lineage: Eukaryota; Viridiplantae; Streptophyta; Magnoliopsida; Poales; Poaceae. The record is from RefSeq and is a predicted model, not a curated record.